Sungouiella intermedia is the source of this 930-nucleotide messenger RNA. Lineage: Eukaryota; Fungi; Ascomycota; Pichiomycetes; Serinales; Metschnikowiaceae. The record is from the annotation of a GenBank genome assembly.
AUGUUUCGCCACUCCACCGCUAGCGUGGCCAGAAGGCUCUUCAGCCAAUCAAGUUCCCGUUUUUCCGCUUACGUCAGCGCUCCUCGUAAGACUCUCGCAGACAUCUCGAAUCUAUACGAAUCCAAAUGUCCAAUUUCAGUGAUCACAGCUUGGGAUAGCAUACUGGGAAAAAUCGCCGAGAACGGAAACUUUGACAUCACUCUUGUUGGUGAUUCGCUCGCCAUGGUUGCAUUGGGCUACGAAGACACAAACGAAAUUGAUCUACAGGAGAUGUUGUACCAUGCUCGAGCCGUGGUUAGAGGUAACCAGACAUCCUUAAUUGUUGCAGAUGUUCCUUUCGGAACAUUUGAGCAGUCGCCUUCACAGGCGUUGGAAACGGCCAUAAGACUCGUGAAAGAAGGAAGAGUCCAGGCGGUAAAGAUCGAAGGAGGAGAGUCAGUGGCUCCCACCAUCGAGAAAAUCGUGCUGGCUGGCAUUCCUGUGAUGGGUCAUGUUGGGUUGACUCCACAGAAACAUAAUGCUUUCGGCGGCUAUAAACUACAGGGAAAUGAUGUGGAGACUGCUAAACAGUUGUUGAAAGACUGUAAGGCACUUGAGGCAGCAGGUGUUUUCUCGAUAGUUUUGGAGUGCAUUCCUAACAAAUUGGCAGAAUUGACAACAAAUAGAAUCAACAUUCCAACCAUUGGAAUAGGUGCGGGACCCCAAGUUUCGGGCCAAGUGUUGGUGAUGGCAGAUUUAUUGGGAAUGAAUGAUAAGAGACCCGCCAAGUUUGUCAAGAAGUAUAUGGACUUUUUCGGUGAUGCCACCAAGGCAGUCACGAAAUAUAGAGAAGAAGUCAAGAGUGGAGAGUUUCCAAAUGCGAACGAGCACGGCUACAAGAUGAAGUCGGAUGUGUUGAAGGAGGUUAGACAGUACAUCGAAGAACAGUGA